Camelina sativa (false flax) is the source of this 2543-nucleotide messenger RNA. NCBI's taxonomy places the organism in Eukaryota, Viridiplantae, Streptophyta, Magnoliopsida, Brassicales, Brassicaceae. The record is from RefSeq and is a predicted model, not a curated record.
ACUUGCCACGGUUGAUUUCUCUUGACAUGAGUUUUAAUUUCUUUAACAGCUCUAUCCCUCCUAAAUUGUUCUCUUUGAAGUCUCUUCAGUAUCUUAACUUAAGCGAAAGUGGUUUUAGAGGAGAGAUUCCUGGAGAUGCGUUUGUGAACUUGACCAGCUUGAUCUCUCUCGACAUGAGUUACAAUGGUUUCCAAGGCUCUAUCCCUCCCAAAUUGUUGUUCUAUUUAAAGAAUCUUCAGUAUCUUAACUUAAGAUGGAGUGGUUUUGAAGGAGAGAUUCCUGGAGAUACAUUUGUGAACUUGCCAAGGUUGAUCUCUCUUGACAUGAGUUCUAAUUUCUUUAACGGCUCUAUCUCUCCUAAAUUGUUCUCUUUGAAGAAUCUUCAGUAUCUUAACUUAAGCUUAAGUGGUUUAGAAGGAGAGAUUCCUGGAGAUGCGUUUGUGAACUUGACCAGCUUGAUCUCUCUCGACAUGAGUGAUAACAAGUUUAACGGCUCUAUCCCUCAUGAAUUGUUCUCCUUAAAAAAUCUUCAGCAUCUUGACUUAAGCAGGAAUGUUAUUGGCGGUACAUUGAGUGGUGACAUCAAAGAGCUCAAGAAUCUGCAGGAACUGAUCUUAGAUGAGAAUCUCAUUGCAGGAGAGAUUCCUCCAGAAAUAGGUAGUCUUGGCGAACUGCGGGAGCUGAGUUUGAGGCAGAACAAAUUCAGUGGUUCCAUACCAUCGUCUGUAUCACGGUUAACGAAGCUCAAAAGGUUUGAUCUUCAGAACAAUUCCUUGUCUUCUGAAAUUCCAGAUGGUGUUUGGAACUUAGUCAAUCUAUCAGCUCUGUCUUUGAGCAUGAACAAGUUGUCCGGUGGAAUUCCAUCGUCGAUUCAGAAUCUGAAAAAUCUUGAAUCCCUUGAGCUUGAGAAUAACAAUGGCUCGUUAAGUGAGAUUCGCACAGCUUGGUUGUUUGGUCUUCAGAAGCUGAAGAUACUGCGGCUUGGAGGAAACAAACUCCAAUGGAACAACAAUGGUUUUGCCUUUCAACAGUCUAAGUUAACACAUCUGUCACUUGGUUCUUGUUGCUUAGAAGGGAAAAUUCCGGAUUGGAUCAAGAAUCAAACAAGUCUUGAAUACUUGGAUUUGAGCAUGAACAGACUCGAAGGAAGUUUCCCCGCAUGGCUAUCUAAUCUGACAAUCGGAGUCAUAAUUUUGUCAGACAACAGACUUUCAGGCUCACUGCCUCCAAAUUUGUUUCAGUCUAUGAACUUAUCCUAUGUUGCACUAUCAAGGAACAACUUCUCUGGUCAGAUCCCUGAUGCUAUUGACGUAUCAUCAUCUAUCAUGGUACUCAUGCUGUCUGAAAACAACUUCUCAGGAUCAGUACCAGAGUCUAUUACAAAGAGCUCCUUGCUGAAUUUGUUGGAUCUGUCAAAGAAUAGAUUAUCAGGUGAAUUCCCGAGGUUUGGUCCCGAGUCAGUACUUGUGUGGCUCGAUAUAUCUUCCAACGAGUUCUCUGGGGAUGUUCCAGCUUACUUUGGGGGAUACAUCAGUAUGCUCUUAAUGAGUGACAACAAUUUCAGUGGCGAAUUUCCUAAGAACUUCAGAAAUUUCUCACGUCUGAUCCGUCUUGAUCUCCAUGACAACAAAAUCUCUCGAGAGUUUGCGAGUUUAACCUCCCGGUUACCUUCUUCAUUAGAGGUUCUUAGCCUAAGAAACAAUUCCCUCAAAGGUUCAAUCCCAGAAGGCAUAUCAAAUCUCAUAAGGCUUCAGGUCUUGGAUCUCUCUGAGAACAACCUUGAUGGAUAUCUCCCUUCAUCUCUUGGGAAUCUUACAUGCAUGAUAAAAUCUCCUGUGAGCUCAUCUAAGGUUAUGCGUAACGUUCAGACCGGCUUUAACGACGCAGAAAGGUUAAGAGACAACAAAGCACAAAAUAUAUUUAGUCUUGUAGUGAACUGGAAGAAAUCAAAACAAGUUCUUUUCCAGAGAAACUUAUACCUCUACACUCUCAUAGAUCUCUCCAAGAACAAGCUACACGGAGAAAUCCCAGCUUCUUUAGGCAAUCUCAAAAGCCUAAAGCUUUUGAACCUCUCCAAUAACGAGUUCUCUGGAUCAAUCCCACAAAGUUUUGGAGAUCUCGACAAGCUAGAGAGCUUAGACCUUUCACACAACAACCUCAUUGGCGAAAUCCCGAAAACGUUAUCCAAGCUAAGCGAGCUGAAUACUUUGGAUUUGAGUAACAACAAGCUUACAGGUAGAAUCCCUGAAGGUCCUCAGCUAGACAGAUUGAAUGAUCCAAACAUUUACGCCAACAACAGCGAAAUCUGUGGAGUGCAAAUCCAAGUACCAUGCUCUACGCAGAAGAAGGAGCCACCAAAUGAAGAAGAAGAAGGGGAAGAUAAAGAAGAGGAAACAAUGUUUUCAUUAAAAGCUGCAGCCAUAGGUUAUUCUUGCGGAUUUCUUAUGGCACUUGUGUUAAUGUAUUCCAAUGGGAUGUGGAAGUAACAUAAAUUAGCACUCAUCAAAAAAAUAUUUAAAAUAAAAUUUCUUGGAAGAGAAGUG